GUUAAAAAUUCAGAUCUGAGAAAGAGAGAAAUUUGGAUCCCCUCAGGAAAUCAAAGUUGAUGAAAUCUUUUGCCCCAUCAAAGAAUCUCACGAAUACCUGAAUCAAGUAAAGCCGCUUUGAAAAAAAAAAACCCCAAAGCUUGAAGACAUAGCAAAAGAAGAUGGACAUUUAUGCUCUUAUAACUUCAAUAGGAAUCAAUAUAGUUCUGUGUGUGGCCCUUUUGUUGCUCCAUUCCAUACUAAAAAAACUACCAAGCAAUGUGAGAGUGUACUUUGGAGGGAGGCUUGCUUCAAGAAAGACACCCAAUGAUCCUAUUUGCGUUGAGAAGUUUAUUCCUUCACGUAGUUGGAUAGUUGAAGCAUUUCAAGCAAGUGAAGAAGAACUAUUGCGCAUUGGUGGCAUGGAUGCUGUGGUUUUUCUCAGAAUAAUUGUUUUCAGCAUUAAAAUCUUUUUAAUUGUUUUUCCCAUUUGGGUCUGUCUACUGCUUCCGGUGAAUUAUUUUGGGCAAGUAAAGCCUUACGAUCAUUCUCUAAAGCUUAACGAGCAUUAUCCAUUCGAGACAUUCAAACCAUUUACCAUCGAGAAUAUCAAAGAAGGUUCAAAGUGGCUCUGGGCUUUUUGUCUGGCAUUAUAUAUUAUAACAUGCUCAGCUUGCAUUCUUCUUUACAAUGAGUAUAAAAGUAUUGCUGAGAUGAGGUUAGCACAUAUUACUGGAUCUCCAACAAAUCCAAGUCAUUUUACAGUUCUUGUCCGUGCUAUUCCCUGUUCUUCAGAAGAGUCAUGCAGUAAUUCUGUGCAAAAAAAUUUCACUAAUGAUUACUUGUCACACCAAAUGGUGCACCGGUAUGAUAGAGUUGAGAAACCAACGGACGAUGCAUCUGCUUUAGUUUAUUUCAAGACUCGCUAUGCUGCUACUGUUGCUGCACAGGCUAGUCUAUUUUCAAAUUCUAUGUUAUGGGUGAGAAACAUGGCUCCAGAACCACAAGAUGUUUAUUGGCCAAAUCUUGAAAUACCAUACCGACAACUUUGGUUCCGUAAGAUGGGAACACUUGUGGCUAUCACUGCCUUCAUCUUUUUGUUUCUUUAUCCUGUGGCCUUUGUUCAAGUUUUGGCUCAGCUAGAGGAGAUAGAAAAAACAUAUUUGCAUCGACAAAUAUCAUUUCCACUCUUGGAAGGACUUCUGAAGAAGAAAUAUAUGACCCAGUUGGUAACAGGAUACCUUCCAAGUCUAAUUUUGCAUUUAGCUAUGUCUACCGUUCCACCAAUUAUGAUGCAGUUUUCGACACUAGAGGGGUAUAUUUCCCGCAGUGGGAGGCAAAAGACUGCAUGUUACAAAAUCUUUUACUUCACAAUCUGGAAUGUCUUCUUUGUUAAUGCUUUUGUUGGGUUUCUUAUUGUGUAUUGUAUGGGUGCCUUUUCUAGUGUGAAAGACAUAGCUGCAGAACUUGCCAAUGCAAUUCCGAGACAGGUUUGCUUCUUCAUGACCUAUGUUUUGUCAUAUGGUUGGACAAGUUUGGCAUGUGAACUGAUGCAAAUAUUUUCCCUUUUCUACAACCUGGGUAAAAGAUUCAUACCAAGAAUCAAGGAUGAUUCGUGUAAUGGCACCUCGUCUUUUCCGUACCAUAAAGAAGUCCCACGGCUCCUUUUCUUCGGAUUCCUUGGAUUCACAUGUUCCAUUUUGGCACCCCCAUUAGUGCCCUAUUUGACUAUUUACUUUCUCUUUGCGUAUCUUGUAUAUCGAAAUCAGAUACUCAACGUAUAUGUUUCAAAAUAUGAUACCGGAGGACAGUUUUGGCCUGUUGUUCACAACACAACAAUCUUUUCAUUGAUAGUAUCACAAAUAAUUGCUGUUGGGGUUUUCGGAAUUAAACGAUCGCCUUUGGCUUCAAUUUUCACCAUUCCAUUGAUUAUCUACACUCUUAUAUUCAACGAGCAUUGUAGGCGGCGAUUUCUCCCAAUAUUUAAGAACAAUGAUGAGCAGAUUCUUAUUAAGAUGGAUCAGGAAGAUGAAAAGAGUGGAAAAAUGGAAAAGAUUCAUCAACUUUUGAUUUCGGCUUAUCAACAAAGUAAUGCAUUCUAGUGAACUUUGUUAUGAUUCUAGGGAACUUUGUUAUGAUUUAUCAACGGUUUGCACUGGACUAUGUCUUUAAAUUUGGUGCAUAUUACACUUAAGUUAUGUACUUUUUCUAGAUAUUCUUUAUUAACCGAGACUUCUUGCACAAUUAUUAGUUGCAUGUGAGCCAUCAUCCUAUUUCUUUGACAAGCUCCACAUCAUAGCUCUCUGGGAAGUUGACAAUGAAUUUGAACUCAUUGAUGAGGUCAA
Messenger RNA from Quercus lobata, 2324 nucleotides. RefSeq names its product CSC1-like protein RXW8. Gene Ontology annotation, cellular component: plasma membrane. Gene Ontology annotation, molecular function: calcium-activated cation channel activity. Lineage: Eukaryota; Viridiplantae; Streptophyta; Magnoliopsida; Fagales; Fagaceae. The transcript is spliced from 10 exons. Bases 162 to 2081 code for a protein of 639 amino acids. The record is from RefSeq and is a predicted model, not a curated record.